AUGAAGCUCCAAGGUGUUCUUUUGGAAGACCCUUGCGAAGAGCAGUUCAGAAGGUUCAUUCGUACAAGGAGAUUCCCCAAAUGGAGCCCACGCGUUUUAAACAAAGUUGGCACCCAUGAUUCUCUAGGGUUCCUUCCGACAGGUAUUAGCCGUUAG
This is a messenger RNA of Sphenostylis stenocarpa, 156 nucleotides long. The record is from the annotation of a GenBank genome assembly. Lineage: Eukaryota; Viridiplantae; Streptophyta; Magnoliopsida; Fabales; Fabaceae.